Molecule: messenger RNA, 1977 nt
Organism: Rotaria sp. Silwood2
Lineage: Eukaryota; Metazoa; Rotifera; Eurotatoria; Philodinida; Philodinidae
Source: the annotation of a GenBank genome assembly
AUGCUUCUAGUUACGGCUGUUCCACCAUGUACGCCCCAGUCGAGAUCAACUGGAACAUUGCUUAGCGUUACCAAUCCAACGUCGUCCAAUUAUCCGACUUACACUUGUUAUGCAUACACUUGGGUGGCCACUGGAUCAUCAGCAACAUUAUCCUUUUUUUUUCGUCAUGAUCCCGGUGGUUGGAUGCUAGACGACGUUAAAGUUUAUCACGGUUUAACACAACUAAUUACAAAUGGGGGAUUUGAAAACGGUGCUCUAAAUGAAUGGAUCUAUUCAGGUUCAUGUAACUAUAACACUGGUGUGGCGUACUACCAAAGUAGUUAUGCUAAAUCGGGAAACUAUUACUAUUACGAUCGGUGUGCAAAUUAUGGCGACACAAUAAGCCAAGCUUUUCCAACAGUUGUCGGUCUUUUCUAUUUUCUUGGUUCAAUAGUUAACUUUAGUCAAGAACCAGAUGUUCAUUUUAAAUAUAUUCAAGCAGCAUGUAAAACAGGUCAAAUAAAAGAAGUUGAACGUAUUUGUCGUGAAUCAAAUUGUUAUGAUCCUGAACGUGUUAAAAAUUUUCUUAAAGAAGCAAAAUUAACUGAUCAAUUACCAUUAAUUAUUGUUUGUGAUCGUUUUAAUUUUGUUCAUGAUCUUGUUCUUUAUUUAUAUCGAAAUAAUUUAAUGAAAAAUAUUGAAAUAUAUGUUCAACGAGUUAAUUCAGGUCGUUUACCAGUUGUUGUUGGUGGUUUACUUGAUGUUGAUUGUAGUGAAGAUCAAAUAAAACAAAUCAUACUUUCAGUUCGUGGUAAUUUUAAUGUUGAUGAACUCGUUGAAGAAGUUGAAAAACGAAAUCGAAUGAAAUUACUGUUACCAUGGCUUGAAACUCGUGUUCAUGAUGGUAGUAAUGAUCCUGCUGUUCACAAUGCAUUAGCUAAAAUAUAUAUUGAUUCAAAUAGUAAUCCAGAAAAAUAUCUUCGUGAAAAUCCUCAUUAUGAUAGUCGAGUUGUUGGCAAAUAUUGUGAAAAACGUGAUCCGCAUUUAGCUUGUGUUGCAUAUGAACGUGGUGGUUGUGAUAUGGAACUUAUUAAUGUUUGUAAUGAAAAUUCAUUAUUUAAAAGUGAAGCACGAUAUUUAGUACGUCGAAAAGAUCCAACAUUAUGGGAACAUGUUUUAAGAGAAGAUAAUCCAUAUCGACGACCAUUAAUUGAUCAAGUUAUUCAAACAGCUUUAGCUGAAACACAAGAUCCAGAAGAAAUAUCUAUUACAGUUAAAGCAUUUAUGACAGCUGAUUUACCAAAUAAUUUAAUUGAAUUAUUAGAAAAAAUUGUUAUUGAUAAUUCUGUAUUUAGUGAACAUCGUAAUUUACAAAAUCUACUUAUAUUAACAGCAAUUAAAGCUGAUCGUACACGUGUUAUGGAUUAUAUAAAUCGUUUAGAAAAUUAUGAUGCACCUGAUAUAGCUAAUAUUGCUAUUAGUAAUCAAUUAUAUGAAGAAGCUUUUUCAAUUUAUAAAAAAUUUGAAGUUAAUACAUCAGCUAUUCAAGUACUUAUUGAUCAUAUUAAAAAUUUGGAUCGAGCUCAUGAAUUUGCUGAACGUUGUAAUGAACCUGGUGUCUGGAGUUUAUUAGCUAAUGCUCAAAUACGUAAUGGUCUUGUUAAAGAAGCUAUUGACUCAUUUAUUAAAGCUGAUGAUCCAACAUCAUAUCUUGAAGUUGUUAAUGUUGCAUCACAAAAUCGUAAAUUUAAUUUUUAUUUUGAACGAUACAAAAAAAAAAACUGUUCACUUGUUUUUCUUGUUUAUGUAGAAAGUUGGGAAGAUUUGGUUCGAUAUUUACAAAUGGCUCGUAAGAAAGCCCGAGAAACAUUUGUUGAAACAGAAUUAGCAUUUGCUUAUGCAAAAACAAAUCGUCUUGCGGAACUUGAAGAAUUUAUUUCAGCACCUAAUCAUGCACAAAUUCAAGCAGUAAGAAUAAAGAUAAAUAAAUAUAUCUGA